CGAGCAUUUCAAGCGACGUGCCGUCGCCUAGCAGGCAGGGCAGACAGACAGACUAUCGGAAAGCGUGGGGGUCCCAGCAACGAAUGGGGCAUAGAUAGUGCAGGAAACAGAUAGGUUGGCAUGAUAGUUGGUUGAGGCAGGUCACAACCUGAGGUGCCUGGCUUGCAAGGGCAGGCAGGUGUAAGUCGCCGCCUUCCAGCGCAGCCAGCUGGACUCUUAUCCAUCCCCCCUUUGGAAACAGCCCGGAAGCUUUCAUGCGCGCGGCAAACUCUCCAGGGAACAAGCCGCUGUCUUGGGGAGAGGGCCCACGAGUCGCGAAGCCGACGUCACAGUCCCACCGCCGCCCACCUCCAACCAUCGCGCUCCCAUCUCUCGUCGCCCUCGCUGCCAAAGGCAUGAACUACCCGCCGUCGACUUUUUUUUUCCCCCGAAGAGUAGUACAGCAGUUUUUCGCCUCCAGUGUCUCCGACUUGACUUGUCCAUCGCCGCGCCCACCGAAACCCCUGUAUCCUUCCUCUCUUUCCCCCCACACACACACGCCCACACCACUAUCCACAACACGCACACACCAACUUCGUUGUGCGCGCGCGCGCGGCCAGCACGACGCCGCAGAUUGCUUGUCCAGACCUCCCCGAGCCAUCUCCACUUCUGCGCCGCCGUUGGCCGUGCCCGCCGCUUGGCCAGGGAUAUCUCCCGAUCCCUCCAUCUCGCUCUCGCCAACCCCAGGUCACACACGCACACACACACCCCAUCUCGGCCCUCGCUAUUCGGACGCUCGCUAUUUUGGAUUUUCCCCAGUCUGCCUCGGACCCUAGUUUAAUAACGGAUCAUCCAGGGCCCCUCCUUGCUUGCCCGCACUGGAAGAGAAACCAGAAAAAAAAGAUAAGAAGAAGCAAUCCUCUCAAGCCGACGACCAUGGCGCUGGUGUCAGAAGUCGACCUCAUUAGCUCCCUCGACGACGCCCUCAUGAUAAUAUCCUCUGGCGCCCAUCACCACCACCAUCGUCACGCCGGCAAGUCCACCAGCAGCACCGCCAAGUCCCUGUCCGCCGCAGCCGCCGACCACGGGCCGCCUCCCUUGCCGGGUAGCAACAACAGCAUCCACGCCAGCACCAUGGGCGCAGUCCUGCAGCCGGUAUCAUCGGACGAGUGGUCGUCGCGCCCGCACCGCAGCUCCUCUGUCUCGUCCGCCUCGUCGGGCAGUCUGUCGGACGGCAGCAGCAGCACGGCGGCCUCGACCCCGGACGGCGACGCCAGCAGGUCAGCGCACAUCAGUCGGGCCUCCACCAUCGACUCCCUGGGCACCCCUGACAACUGUGACACAACCAUCACCGCCACGCCUACGGCGGUGGCCAACGCCAUCGCCCAGCUCGACCCCCUGGCCAGGAACUACCCGGCGCCCGCGGCGACGGACGGGCUCGACCUCGACGAGAUGCUGGCGCGCAAGCCGCAGAAGUGGACGCUCGGGCACUACUUCCACAAGUCGCGCGCAGCCGGCUACAACGACAACGGCGGCAACGCCUCGGACUCGUCGUCAUCGCCGCCUCUGGACGACAUUGCUGCCGGCCACCGCCGCAAGAGCGAGCUCGAGCGGGCCAAGAAGGAACUCCUCGUCGCUCAGGAGGAGAUCCGGCAGCUCGCUGUUGGUCGUCUGUGAAUGUGUUUGGGGAAUCAGCUUCGAAGUUGUCCUUCUGUCUGCCGUGUUUUGUUGUGUUUGUGUUUGUGAAAGAUCGGGGGUUUUUUUUUUCCUUUUUUGGAAAGGAGUUCUCACUUUUCAUUGUUUCAACAUCUCUGUCUUGUGAAACAACUAGACUAGAGGCGUCUUUUUUUUUUGUUGGAUAUACCCUAGAAGCAGGCUCAAGACAGCCGCGGCUGCGCUUGGCCGUCAUACACAAGUUUCCUUUAGAUUGUCGAGGCGCAUGGAUAAAUACAGGACAGGAGGCAAGGACGAUGAUAAAAGUCGAGCCCCGAGACAGGCUUGUUAAUAUUGCUACAUAAUCAUGCUCGGGGGCAGAGGCACCGGGUUGAGGUCAGAGGAGGGGUCUUGCUCGACUGACAACCUACGAUAUCAACACAAACAAUCACAUUCAGUAUGCGAUUUUGACUAUCUCAAGAGGCGGCAUGGCGAUACUGGUGCCUGUGCUAUCUCGUAAUAUUUAUCGCGCAUGAAUAAACUCCUUCGCCCCGAUUCCAAGGAUCCUCAACCGGAG
This is a messenger RNA of Gaeumannomyces tritici R3-111a-1, 2209 nucleotides long. RefSeq lists its product as hypothetical. Lineage: Eukaryota; Fungi; Ascomycota; Sordariomycetes; Magnaporthales; Magnaporthaceae. The transcript has a single exon. Bases 916 to 1656 code for a protein of 246 amino acids. The record is from RefSeq and is a predicted model, not a curated record.